AUGCGAGCGGGCGCGGCGCUCCUUCUCUUUUUAUCGUUUUCGCUCACGAGCUCCGUGAACGCGGCCGUGCUCGAGGAUUUUGGCGUGGAAGGUCCGUUCGAUGUCGGGAGCCUUACGUUGACCGUUCCUUCUCGCGGCGCCGGGGAAGAAAUGGGCGAGCUGUUCUUGGAUUACCCCAUCGACGCCGGUAGUCCAGCCCCGCUCGUGGUGUUCGCGUUUCCUAUACACGGGUUCACGUUCGCUCUAUGGCGUCGGCUUCUGGCGCCCGUCAUUCGAACUCUCGUGACCAACGGCUUUGCCGUCGCGCAGCCGAGCGCGUUCGGAUCGAGCACGGCUCGCGAAUUCAGCGGCGGUUUGUUCCCGGGAACGACGUCCUCGAACGGGAUGGAUCUGCGUGAAAUCGUGACGCGAUAUCUCAAUUUCAUGACGCACGCGUCGAGACAUCUCAACGAGCUCGUGGAGUCGGAUAUCGCGUUCGAGGCGAGCGGAAUUCUGAGCACCGAACGCGUCGGCGUCGUCGGCUUCUCAGUCGGCGGCGCCAUCGCGCAAUACCUCGCGCAAGUGCUCGAUGCAUCCGUUAUUCCUGGACGGGUGAGUGCCGUCGUCGCGCUCGCGCCCACGAGCGGUUCGGACGUCCCGUUCACGGGAUCUGACAUCGGCGCCGAGUUGUUCCAAGAGUUCUUCACCGACCGAGCUCGGUUCAGCCCCAUCCCGACGUUUUACAUCGCCGGCGAACGCGACGGCAUGGGCGGACUCAGAGACGCCGGAUAUUACUUCGAUCGAUCGACCGCACCGCGCGUGCUCGUCACCGCCGGGAACGGUGCGACGCAUUGCCACGCCAUUGUUCCCAUGAGCGAGUGCGACGUAAUCGCGGGCACCCGCGGCGUGCACCGGCUCGACGCCAUCGUCGCGCACGCGGCGAUGACGGCGUAUCUGCUCCCUGAGCUUCCGUAUUGGCGCGAAAAACGUGAGCUCGCGCGUGAUAUUUUGUGGGGUGACGGUUUGAGGACGCUCGCCGACGGUGUACUUCCGUCCACGCCGGUGGGCGAGCGAUGGGCCAUCGCCGACGUCCUCCGCGAACCUGGAAUCUCACUCGAGCUCUCCGACUUCUCCAUCGUCGCGCCCCUGGAUCCGGAAGCUGUCGAGGUCUACGCCGUGACCACGUCGACGCUUCGCGACGUCGCACCUGAGUGCGAGGACAUCGAACUCUUCGUGGUGGACGCCCCCGUCGGGAUUAAAGUCGAGACGCGCCGAAUGAAUCCGUACGAGUUCAGCGUCCGCCUGUCCUGGACCACGGUUCCACCGAGAGCGAGACCGAGAGCGGGGCGAUCGCGGCGUCAACUCUUGUUUAGAGAUGUCAACUUUGACGAAUUGCGCGAUAUGCUAGGCAUUUUCAGGAUGAAUCCGCGGCGUCUCGGUCGCGCGGCGGCGGCGACGGGAACGCGGCGCUCGACGGCGCCGCGACGGGACGUGAUCAUCGGCGCUCGACACGCGUGCGCGCGCUCGGGCUUUGCCUUUGCAACCGUGCGCGUGCGUCUUCCGUAUCGAUGA
Molecule: messenger RNA, 1551 nt
Organism: Ostreococcus tauri
Lineage: Eukaryota; Viridiplantae; Chlorophyta; Mamiellophyceae; Mamiellales; Bathycoccaceae
Product: unnamed product
Exons: 1
Coding region: 1-1551 (516 amino acids)
Source: RefSeq, a predicted model, not a curated record